Molecule: messenger RNA, 765 nt
Organism: Aspergillus niger
Lineage: Eukaryota; Fungi; Ascomycota; Eurotiomycetes; Eurotiales; Aspergillaceae
Exons: 6
Coding region: 1-765 (254 amino acids)
Source: RefSeq, a predicted model, not a curated record
AUGCGUGCGUUGGAAUCACGAAGGAUGAAGUCUCGGUCCCAUUUUGUUAGCCGGCAAAUACCCCUGCUUCAAAUUGCCAAAGUGCUAUACGACGAAUCUGCAGAGGCCGCCAAAAGAAUUCCCUUGUCAAAGGACUUCGUUCUGUCCGUUGCUGUACCAAUUGCAACUACAGCGCUUCAUGACAUUCUUCCAGAUUGGAGAUUCCAGACGGUAAUUAUGUGCUCCGAAAAGGUUGAGCUCAAAAUAUUGGAUAGCGUGACUCUCCGUGGGAAUCUGUACCCUGCAAUGACCAGGGGAUCAGCCAUCAUCCUAGGGGUCGGUGUUAGUCUUCAUAAAUGGACGCAUCUGACUGAGGAUUACUCCGACGCUUUGACAUUCCUAUCCACGUAUAAUGCCGUGGACCCAAAUCAGAUUGGGUUUUGGGGAAUGUCUUUCAAUGAACCUAUGGUGCUAGCCGCCGCAGCUCUAGAUCCACGAGCGAGAUUUUUAUUGCUUGUUGUCCCUGAAGAAGGAAGCCAUGUUUUUGGCGUGCCUGAUUCUGAAGGGCGAAAGACGUAUAAACUGAUCCAAGGCACUAUGCCUACUGCCUUCCGUUAUCGGAACCAUGUUACCUUUGUGAAAUGGGAGCUUAAGGGACCAAAAAAGUUGCACCUUGCGAAUGGGCCCGAUACGAACAAAAGGCAGAAGCUGCAGGUGGAUUCUAUUCGAGGUGCCGUGAGCGGGAAAUCCGUUCGCUACUAUAGCAUUAGGCACACUGACGUUUAG